CAUGUCGACAUUUCGGAGGAAAACUUGUGACGAAUCAGCUGAAUCAAUAGUUUCCUCGUUUUUCUUUUUUAUUCUUUGUUGAAACACCUAGGUUUAGAAAAAACGUCGUGAUUUUAGACUUCGGCAUAUUCCCACUCGCAGGGUUUUCCUCUAUGGGUAAAAGGCAUCUGAUAGCUGUCGUCUGCUGCUUGGGACUGACCAUCUCAUAUCUCAUGAGGUUCUGUCUGGCACUGGCCAUAACGGAAAUGACCAACACCACUUUCACGAAGGAAGAUCCAAAUUCGUGCCCUUAUCCCGAGCCAAAGCAAAACACGACAAUUCAUGCGCAGUACACCUGGUCGGAGCAUCAGCAGGGUUUGAUACUCAGCUCAUUUUUCUGGGGCUAUGUCGUCACUCCCAUACCGGGUGGUCUCCUGUCUGAAAGAUUCGGUGGAAAGACGGUUUUCGGUGGAGGAGUCAUACUCACCGGGGUCUUCACAAUGUUGACACCCUAUUUCGUCUAUUCUUGGGAUUGGAUGGGUUUAAUAGUUACAAGAGUCGGAGUCGGAUUAUCUCAGGGUGUCAUUUAUGCAGCACUUCACUCAUUAGUCGCUCACUGGAUACCACUGGAAGAAAGAGGGACUUGGGGCACUUUGGUAUUUUCCGGAUCCCAUUUGGGAAAUACGAUUUCUAUGGUGGCCACCGGCCAGCUCAUCUACAAAUUUGGCAGAUGGGAGAUGGUCUUCUACCUAUACGGGGUGUUGAGCGUCGUAUGGGCCGUAGUUUUUACUGUAACUGUCUACUCAACUCCUGAUGACCACACAGGCCUCUCGAAGGAAGAGAGGACCCUACUCGAAAUGUAUGCGGCACAAAUCAGAAAGAGAAAGAACAACAGAGAGACCCCAUGGAAGAGAAUAUUAAAAAGCAAUCCCGUCUGGGCGAUCGUUAUCGCAAUGGUGGGCCACGACUGGGGUAUGUUCGCCCUAGUGACGGACAUACCGAAAUACAUGAAAUGCGUUUUACACUUUAAUAUCAGGCAGAACGGCGACUACCUAGGAAUCGGAUACUCGUUGCUUUGGUUCACUUCAAUCCUGUCAGGAAUGGCUGUCGAUGUCAUAAACAAAAAGAAAAUCGUGUCCUUGACAACAAAUAGAAAGAUUCUGGCUACAAUUGGUUCUGUAGGUUCAUCGUUUGGCUUGAUUGGUGCAUCGUACUCAGGGUGUAAUGUCCAUGUGGCGAUGACAUGCCUCAUUGUCGGCAUGGCGUUGAUGGGCUGCUUCUAUCCAAGUUUGAAAGUCAAUCCAAUCGACCUUGCUCCAAAUUAUGCUGGCACUGUGGCAGCUCUAAGUCAUUCGAUUGGAGGACUGUCCGGCAUUGUUAUUCCUUAUAUCGUCAGUUCAUUAACACCCAAUGGAUUUCUGAUGGAAUGGAGGCACGUAUUCUGGAUAACGUUUCUUGUCAUUUUGUCGACAAAUGCAGUCUUUUGCCUUCAAGGAUCGGCAGAGAUUCAGCCCUGGAAUGACAAUUUUGAAUCGCUGCCUCUACUUUCUGAUUAUGAACUGACACCCAGACGUAGCAAAAAAUAAAUGAGAUAUGACGAAAAGA
Molecule: messenger RNA, 1584 nt
Organism: Cimex lectularius (bed bug)
Lineage: Eukaryota; Metazoa; Arthropoda; Insecta; Hemiptera; Cimicidae
Product: sialin-like
Exons: 9
Coding region: 153-1565 (470 amino acids)
Biological process (GO): transmembrane transport; monoatomic anion transport
Molecular function (GO): transmembrane transporter activity
Source: RefSeq, a predicted model, not a curated record